Molecule: messenger RNA, 1653 nt
Organism: Medicago truncatula (barrel medic)
Lineage: Eukaryota; Viridiplantae; Streptophyta; Magnoliopsida; Fabales; Fabaceae
Product: receptor-like cytoplasmic kinase 176
Exons: 6
Coding region: 257-1513 (418 amino acids)
Biological process (GO): protein phosphorylation
Molecular function (GO): ATP binding; protein kinase activity
Source: RefSeq, a predicted model, not a curated record
CAGUCACAAAACAAAACAACAACUAGUCUUUGUUUGGAACUAGAAGCCAUACAGUGCAUUGAAUAUUGGGCGGUUUUGUGUCAUAACUUGACAGCUAACUUUUCAUGUGGAAUUUACAAUUUUGCUUUCACACUUUUAUAUUUGUCCUUUUUAUGUUCUUUCCCUAUACUUCCUUAAACUCUUUGUAACUUCAACCUUGUUUUCUUUCCCUCUUUAGCUAUUCUUUCUUCUUUCUUCUUCAUCUAACUCUCACUUCAUGGGUUGUUGCCUCAGUGCUAGAAUCAAAGCUGAAAGCCCUCCACGUAAUGGCUCGAGUUCGAAGGACAGAAGCAGAGAAACUGGCUUGAGUGGUCGAAGCAGUGGCAAGGUCUCCACUGCACCUACUGCACCUCCAACUCCUCGAACUGAGGGCGAGAUCUUGAAGUCUUCCAAUAUGAAGAGCUUCACUUUUAGUGAGCUAAAAACUGCUACAAGAAACUUUCGUCCCGACAGUGUGGUUGGCGAAGGUGGAUUCGGAGCUGUAUUUAAGGGGUGGAUCGAUGAGAACACACUAGUACCGGUUAGACCAGGGACUGGAGUUGUCAUUGCUGUCAAGAGGCUUAACCAAGAAGGUUUACAAGGACACAGUGAGUGGUUGACAGAAAUCAAUUACCUGGGACAGCUGCAUCAUCCUAAUCUUGUGAAACUGAUCGGUUACUGCUUCGAAGAUGAACAUCGGCUUUUGGUUUAUGAGUUUUUGACCAAAGGCAGUCUGGAUAAUCACUUAUUCAGGAGAGCUUCUUAUUUUCAACCACUUUCUUGGAGCAUCCGAAUGAAGGUUGCUCUUGAUGCUGCUAAGGGUCUUGCAUAUCUUCACAGCGAUGAAGCAAAAGUGAUAUAUCGUGACUUUAAAACUUCAAAUAUAUUGCUCGACACAAAUUAUAAUGCAAAACUUUCCGAUUUUGGAUUGGCUAAGGAUGGACCGGCAGGUGAUAAUAGUCAUGUCUCUACAAGGGUUAUGGGCACAUACGGCUAUGCUGCUCCUGAAUAUAUGGCCACAGGUCAUUUGACCAAAAAGAGUGAUGUAUACAGUUUCGGCGUUGUGCUCCUUGAAAUUAUGUCUGGAAAACGCGCACUCGACAACAACAGGCCAUCUGGGGAACACAAUUUAAUUGAAUGGGCCAAACCAUACCUCAACAGCAAACGUCGGGUUUUCCAAGUUAUGGAUGCUCGCAUUGAAGGCCAAUACACAGUGCGUCAAGCAAUGAAAGUAGCUGACCUUGCAGUCCGAUGCCUGUCCGUUGAACCAAGAUUCAGACCGAAAAUGGACGAGAUUGUAAGAGUAUUGGAGGAACUUCAGAGUUCUUCAGUUGACACGGCCGGAGGAGUCGGAAGUUCUCGAGAUCAAAACAUUAAAAGGAGUGUUCAUGACAUUAAAAGGAGUGUUCAUGUCUCAAGGAACAGUAACGGUCCUAGACAACAUAGAAGUAAUAGGCCAAGUGUAACAAUAAACAAUGAAUUAUUAGUUAUGUAGGUAGCUUUGUGUUUCUGAUUUUGAGUUGUGGCAUAAUUGUAUAUCUUGAUGAACUUAAAUAUGUGUCUUGAGAUAUCUGUGAUUGUUGUACAGAUUUUUUGAUUCAGUAAAAUUAUUAAAAUUUUCAUUUCUUUUUCCAA